Anopheles marshallii is the source of this 2922-nucleotide messenger RNA. It is a transcript of the gene Atg9, whose product is annotated as autophagy-related protein 9A. The transcript has 12 exons. The record is from RefSeq and is a predicted model, not a curated record. NCBI's taxonomy places the organism in Eukaryota, Metazoa, Arthropoda, Insecta, Diptera, Culicidae. Gene Ontology annotation, biological process: autophagy of mitochondrion; protein localization to phagophore assembly site. Gene Ontology annotation, cellular component: autophagosome; phagophore assembly site. The coding region runs from base 1 to 2922 and encodes 973 amino acids.
AUGACGACAAAUCGUACGUUCGACCCAAAAACGUACGAUACGCUCACAAACCAGGACACCAAUCCGUUCGCGGACAAACGCUCGCCAACGAUCGAGGAAGAGGACACACCGCAGGUCAUACAUGUCGUGCCGGAGACAAGUAAAGCUCGAUGGAACCACAUAGAGGAUUUGGAUUCGUUCUUCACCCGUGUUUACAUCUACCACCAGAAGCAUGGGUUUUAUGUGAUGAUGCUGCAGAAACUGUUCGAGCUGUUCCAGUUCGUGUUUGUGGUGGUGCUGAUCACGUACAUGUUUAACUGCAUAGACUAUGGAAUUCUUUUCCGUGACAAGAUCAUCGAACUUGAUACGAAAGUUUCGCUGGGGGAUGCGAUGAUAGGCGUAUCCGAAUGUGCGGCCAAUCUUGGUGCAUUUCAAUGGUUGGCACUAGUGCUCGCUGGUUUGUUUUGGACGUUUCGGUUGUUUAAAUUCUUCUAUCAAUUUUUCCAAUUUUGGGACAUUAAAAUGUUCUACAAUACGGCACUGAAGAUCGAGGAUGCUGACCUGGACAAUCUUACUUGGCACGAAGUACAAAAGUGCAUACGAGAAGUGCAAUCAGAGAUACAGAUGAGUAUCAACAAAGAGCAACUGACUGAGCUAGAUAUUUAUCAUAGAAUAUUAAGGUUCAAAAACUAUAUGGUAGCCAUGAUGAACAAAUCACUGCUGCCCGCCACGUCGAAGCUGCCAUUACUAGGGAAUGUAGUACUAAUGAGUCAAGCGCUCCGUUACAAUAUAGGAUUAAUUUUGUUCUGGGGACCAUGGUCACCGUUCGAGAACAGCUGGCAUCUGCGGGAAGAAUACAAACGACCCAGCAUGCGCAAUGAACUGGCGGCCAAACUAUCGAAACAAAUACUGUGGGUCGCGAUUGCCAACUUUAUACUCUCACCAUUCAUAUUCAUCUGCCAGUUGAUGUACUUUUUCUUCAACUAUGCGGACCUUAUAAAAAAGGAACCCGGUACACUGGGCGUACGAUGUUGGUCGCAGUACGGGAAACUGUACCUACGACAUUUUAACGAACUCGACCACGAGCUGGACGCUCGUCUUACCCGAGCUUAUCGACCGGCGGUAAAAUAUAUGAAUUCAUUUUCAUCGCCCUUGUUAACUGUUAUUGCAAGAAACAUAGCUUUUGAUGCUGGUGGUGUCGCAUCGCUUAUAUUACUGUUGGCCAUCUACGAUGAGGACGUGUUUCAGGUGCAACAUGUCCUUACGCUGUUCACAAUCUUGGGAAUGAUCAGUGUUAUUGCAAGAUCACUGAUACCGGAUGAGAAUAUGGUGUGGUGUCCUGAGCAGCUGCUGAGAAAUGUGUUGGCCCAUGUGCACUAUCUUCCAUCGUCCUGGCGUGGCUUUGCGCACAGUUCAAACGUACGCGAUCAGUUUGAACUGUUUUUCCAGCUUAAAAUUAUGUAUAUUCUGAACGAACUGUUCAGCCCGCUUGUGGCACCGUUCGUGUUGCUUUACGAUUUGAGGCCAAAAUCUCAACAGCUGGUUGAUUUCUUCCGCAACUUCACGGUCGAUGUGGUGGGCGUUGGAGACGUGUGUUCCUUCGCACAGAUGGAUGUCCGCAAGCAUGGCAACCCAGACUGGCAGAUCCCCAUCGUGACGGAUGACAAGGAUAGUGAAAAUGAAACUCCUCUUAUAUCUCCGGAUGAUGUUGGUGGCGGUGGUACUAGGAUUGGUGUGCCACCUUCCUCAGAGACUCAUGCUGCUGGUGUUCCACCAUCCGGAGGCCACGGUGCCACACCGUAUAAUCAGGGCGAACACGGUAAAACCGAACUUUCGCUGGUACAUUUCACGCUUACCAAUCCCACGUGGCAAAUGCCACCGGAAGCGAAACAGUUCGUGCAGGGGAUUAAGCGUCACGCACUGCAGGAUCUCAAUCGACAACGGGGUAUGUUGCUCGGUUUGCACAACCCAACCGCAAUGGGUCAGAGUUUGCUGUCGAUGGAAAGCAUGGGUGCGGAGUAUUCGUCCAUCAUACAGCCCAUAUUGCAAACACACAACCUAUCGAACUCACAGCAUCUGGGACUAUCGAUGCAUCUCGGUGGGUUCGGUUCACCGGUUCCACCGAUGACGCCUGCCUUUGGGCCGGGUAUGAUGCCAUCGACCAUGCAUCAACAGCCAGCGCAACACGGUGCUGGUGUGCAAUCGUCCCACCAGUACCAUUUCGGACCGCAAUCGUACGAUUUCGAGCGAAUGUUGCAGCAGAAUCUUACCGACGCUAGUACGGUGGCACCUAUGCCUAGUCGCAGCACUUUCCUAGAGGACAUUCAUGAGAAUGACGACGAAGCGGGAGCACCAUCGUUGGCGCCAGAGGUUCCGCAGGCAAGCACCAGUAGCCGUGUUCAGGCAGGCAGUGUUGCUCCUGCCACGAUGGGAUUGGAUCCAGAGUUGGAGGGUAGUCGGUUUGUGGCGCCGUGUACCGAUGGCAUGGUGUUUAGCACUCGUGGAGGAAUGUCACGUCGUGAGGGACCUGCGGAAGGCUCUCGCAAUGGGUUACUUUCGAGUCUUUAUGGCGAUAUGCCUACCAAUGCUCCGGCACCGUACGAAUUUACGACUGCCGACAUGUGUCUUAGUACGCUGUACCUGCAUGAGCUGCAUCACAAUCGUUUGCGCCGUCACGGUGGUAGCCUGAGGCUUGAUAUGGGUUCACCACCACCAAGUUCAUCACAUCGUCCAUCAGCCGUUGGUCGCUUCAUGGGACAGGGAGGAUUCCGGCCAUUCGGUUCGGUAGUCCAACCAUCGCUAGUCAGUCACCCGUUGCGUACGCUUGCGCCUGGCAUUAUCGGUGGCGAAACUGCUGGACCGUCCGGUUCGACGGCGGGCGGUAGCAGUGGAUCGAUAGUGGCCGCCGAACGAACCCCUUUGCUCGGUGGCAAAAAGUCAUAG